CAGCAUUUGUGAUGGAGGGAGAUUCAGUCACUCUACACACUGAUGUUGAAACAAAACAACAAGAAGAUAUAAAAUGGUAUUUUGAUGACACUAGAAUAGCUCAAAUCAGUGGAGAUCUCAGUUUUAUCUGUACAGAUGUUCAGUGUAAUGUUGGUAAUGAGAGAUUCGAGGACAGACUAGAGCUGGACAGUAAAACUGGAACUCUUACAAUCAGAGACAUCAGAACCACAGACUCUGGACUUUAUGAACUAAAGAUCAUCAGCAUCAGUAGCAGCAGCGAAAAGACCUUCAGUGUUACUGUUCAUGAUGUUCCUGCUGGUGAAGGAGAUGAAAUGAAGAGAAAGUCAGUGGAGGAGGGGGAAUCUGUUACUUUACAUCCUGGUGUAAUGAAAAACCCAAAUGAUUUGAUGACGUGGUAUUUUAAUGACAUCUGCAUCGCUGAAAUCAACGAAGAACCCAGAAUGAUUUGUACAGAUAUUCAGUGUAAUAAUGGUACUGAGAGAUUCAGAGACAGACUGAAGCUGGAUCAUCAGUCUGGAUCUCUGACCAUCACAAACACCAGAACCACAGACUCUGGACUUUAUAAACUGCAGAUCACCAGCAGCAGAUUCAGCAUUAUAAGGAACUUCGGUGUUAAUGUCACUGUUCCAGGUCUGUCUGCAGGUGAAAUAGCAGGAAUAUGUGCUGCUGCUGUCCUGCUGCUUAUAGCUGCACCUGUUUUUUUUUGUUUUUACAAGUGUCGCGUAAAAAGGAAAGACACCAGGAUGCAGCACAAUGAUCAGGCGAUUGGUAUUAACGAUUUGUCGCCUAAUCAGAGUGACGUUCCACUGAUGGAUGAUGCUAAUGAGAGGUCCUCUAAUCACACUGAUGCUCUAGUGAUGAACACUACCAAUGACCCGUCCUCUAAUCACAUUGAGAUUGAGCCUGCGGCUGCCAGGAGAGUCUGUGGGCCUUUUCUGAACCUUCGAUCUAAAAUCAGCAACACUCGUCUCAUUGGGUCCUGUUGAAGCGUUCUGUUACGGCCCACCUCAAUCGAAUCUAGAACUCAGUACUCGUGCAUUGUUUACUGCCCUGAUGGCACACGUACAUCACAGAGACAUCUAU
Molecule: messenger RNA, 1104 nt
Organism: Sinocyclocheilus anshuiensis
Lineage: Eukaryota; Metazoa; Chordata; Actinopteri; Cypriniformes; Cyprinidae
Exons: 6
Coding region: 12-1007 (331 amino acids)
Source: RefSeq, a predicted model, not a curated record